This is a messenger RNA of Pyricularia grisea, 1850 nucleotides long. RefSeq lists its product as uncharacterized. The transcript is spliced from 2 exons. Lineage: Eukaryota; Fungi; Ascomycota; Sordariomycetes; Magnaporthales; Pyriculariaceae. The record is from RefSeq and is a predicted model, not a curated record. Bases 173 to 1390 code for a protein of 405 amino acids.
CGUUGUUGUACCAUCGAUCGUGUAAUCUUAUAGAUAUCUUUCCUUUCCUUUAAUUGUUUUCAUCUGCCAGCUUCACACGCACACUUCAAGUCUAGCUACACUGGGCUCACGACGCAUGAAACAAGAUUCGUUAUUGAUUGGUCUCACUUCAUCAUCAUCAUCAACCACAUAAAUGUCUUUAGCAUCCAACCCAGCACUGCUGCUCAUUCGCAAGCAAGCGGACAAGCUACUACGGUGCUCCUUUCCUUCACAUCCCAGCGGCAUAUCUAACAUAUGUACUGGUCGUUUACAUACUACAUCACAUCGUGCCGCUGUCUGGACUCGAAAACCUAAGAAAACGAGCCAAAGGCCAGAUACAGUCGACCUUGACCUUAAGUUCACAAGCCAAGACGUCCCCAUUGGCAUGGUAUGGGAUAAGAAGCGAGAGACGCUCCUGAAGGAAGGGAUGGAGGCCGAUGCGGUCCGUCUCGAUACUGAAGCAUGUAUCAAAGAGGCCAUGAGAUUCGCGGAUGAAGUCGCAAAGUUUGGGAAUGGUUGGAAACCUGCACGGGCAAGAGACCUGAAAUUCUCAGCCAGUGACCUCUACUACAUGGGAGCCCUUCUCCGAACAAUACCCAUAGAGUCAAUCACCGACGUCUACAUAAGCAAACAGAUGUUUCUCUCCGCCGCCGAGAUGGGCCACGGCCCCGCCAUUGUCAGCAAUGCUAACUUAGCCCUGAAUGAUCUCAUUCGCACAGGUAUGAAGCGACUGCUGGAGAAGAGCGAGUCUACCGAGUCUUGGAACAUCAUAGACCGCUUCACCAAGUAUGCCCAGCACGCAAAGCAGGACCCGAACGUCCUGACCGUGUCCGGCAUUAUCGCCAUCUUCAGAGGCGACAAGGCAAAAGCAACCAAGUGUUUCCUCGCAGCAGAGAUGGCGGGAAGGACGCAGGCGGCGGCACGUCAAGGCCAUGGUCGAGACCCACCAAGCGCCGGGACCGACUCGUCCACGCCGGUGACGUCCACCCCCCAGAAGCGCCUGCCAAGAUGGGACCUCGAGGCUCAAACCCUCCUCGGGCUGGGCAGGCUGCUUGAAAAGAGCAGCCAAAAGGAUGUCGCCUUGGCAGCGUACUCGACGGCCGCGUACGAGCUCGACAUUGCCGAGGCCUGUCACCGCCUGGGACUCCUCCUCUCCCCCAAUGACCCUGUUGAGGCGGAGGAGAGGAAGAGACUCCUGACCCUCGCUGGCAUGUCGGGGAUCGAUGCCUCAUAUGCCCCGCUGGCCGAGAUGGAGGCGGAAAAGGCUGCAGCUGCAAGAGCGGCUGGGUCUCUGGAGGAGGCUGAGCGCCACAGAAUCAUGGCCGAGCAGUGGUUUAACUUGGCUCUACAUGCUGCCGGUGCCGAUAAAUAAGCAGUUGGCAGCAGGGAAGGAGAAAAAAGGUUUGAAAAAGAAGAAGAAAAAAACGAAAACCCGACGGUCUUUUGUUUUUCUUCUUCUUCUUUACUCCGUACCUUGCAAGUCUUCCCUGACUUAAAAGGAGGAUAAAAAUGGAUUGAGGAAGCAAAGGGCGUGCAUCACCACUGGCGUGGAUUAGGCGAAAGCCCCCUUGUCACGAGAUGUGUUGUUUGGGCAUUCAUGUUCGGUCGGCUCCGCCCUCCGACGAGCUCGAAAAGGCGGCAGACCUACUGUAGGUGUAUAUAAAGAAGAAGCAAUCAAGCAAUGAGAGAGGCCGAAAAAAGCCUCCUACGGAGACGGAGUGCAUGCUGUCUGCCGAUCCCCUGGCAUAUGCACCCCUUGGUCACACCCCCUUUUCAUCACCACCACCACCACCACUACAUGAAGCAUUUUACCUAAUUCAUAUAAAGUUGCG